GGAAGGGAGAAGCUAAAGAGAGUCUUGUUUUCAAGACACACCAGGUCUAAAGAUUUCGGCCUUAAUAAUGGGGAACUGGAGAAAGAACGCAGAAGGCCAGAGGGAGAAUAAAACAAACGGGGAAGGGGUGGAAGGCAGGAAUAAAGGCAGAGGGGUGGGGGAAGGCGGGGACAAUGGCUUGGGAGGGUGGGAUCCCACUCAACCAACCGAUUUAACUCCGGGAGAGAAAGAGGAGGGGCCAGGCCCCUCUCCCGCGAUCUCCGCUCCGCUCCUCCCUUUGCCGCUCCCGGCUUCCGAACCCGGCCUGCAAUCUGCAAGCUGUCUCACGUUCCGGCGCUGCCCUGCUCUCUCCGGCCCCGAUCUCCUGCAAACAUGGCCUCUGCAGCCGCCGCCCCAACGGUGAAAAUUGGAAUUAUUGGUGGAACUGGCCUAGAUGAUCCUGAAAUUUUAGAAGGAAGAACAGAAAAAUAUGUUGAUACACCAUACGGCAAGCCAUCAGAUGCCUUGAUAUUGGGAAAGAUAAAAAAUGUUGACUGUGUCCUCCUUGCAAGACAUGGAAGGCAGCAUACCAUCAUGCCUUCGAACAUCAACUUCCAAGCAAACAUUUGGGCCUUAAAGGAGGAAGGCUGCACUCACAUUAUAGUGACUACCGCUUGUGGCUCUUUAAGGGAAGAAAUUCAGCCUGGAGACAUUGUCAUAAUUGACCAGUUUAUUGACAGGACAACCAAAAGACCUCAGACCUUCUAUGAUGGAAGUCAUGCCUGCUCCGGAGGAGUAUGUCACAUUCCAAUGGCAGAGCCAUUUUGCUCUAAAACCAGAGAGGUUCUCAUAGAGACUGCUAAGAAACUUGGGCUAAAGUGCCACUCCAAGGGAACGAUGGUAACAGUGGAGGGACCCCGUUUUAGUUCUCGGGCAGAAAGCCUAAUGUUCCGUAUUUGGGGAGGAGAUCUUAUCAACAUGACCACAGUUCCAGAGGUGGUGCUUGCCAGAGAAGCUGGAAUUUGCUAUGCAAGCAUUGCCAUGGCAACGGAUUAUGACUGCUGGAAAGAGCAUGAGGAGGCGGUUUCAGUAGAUAAUGUCAUGAAGACUCUGAAAGAAAAUUCAAAUAAGGCCACCAGUUUGCUUCUUACUGCAAUACCACAGAUUGGCUCUAUGGAAUGGACAGAGACUCUGCGUAGCAUGAAGCAUACGGUCCAGUUUUCCAUUAUGUUACCAAGACACUGAAACAGUCUGGAGACCCAGAGGAGCAGAAGCUACCCCCCCUACCCCACCCCCCCAAAAAUUGCCAGGAUGUAUAAUUACCACAAAUAAGAAAAGAAUCACUUGCCCUGUACCACUCGUGAAAUACUCGUGGAGAUAAAAGAUUGUAUUUGCUCAAGACUAGAUUUUGGUAGCUUCAGAACUAAGUGGACCUCCAGAUUUCUAGGGUACUUGAAAACAGGCUGUUGGAUCCCAGUAUCUCUGAUGUUACAAGCUUAAAGAAAGAAAAUGCCGUACUAAAGAGAGUCAUUUCUCUCAACAGUGAAUGCUGACAGUAUAUUUAUGCUCUAAAAAAGUAAGGUAGUUUGUUGAGUCUUUUCUGUUAGAAAAGUACUUGACAUUCAUCUCAUUACCUCUCUUUCCAAGAAACAUUAUAUUUGUCUAGAAACAAAGACAUAAUUCAAAUAUAUACACAUUUUAGUAUUGUAGGCAUCUUAUCAGUGUAUCUAUUUUUUUAAAUUUUUGCUGCUUUCAUGGACCUGAGUUCCUUUGUAUAUGGUUUAUUGAUUUGAAUGUUUUGAUUUUUUAAUAAAAUCAUUUUCUUGCCUACCGUCCAGCUUUUCCUUUUACCUUGAUUGCUAUUGAAAGUAUUUCCAAGGAAGAACAUUUAGAAUUUACAUUCGAUGUGUAUCAGGAGAUACAAAGAGUAUUCCAGGAAAGCUUUGCUUUGAAAUUGAAUGUUUGAGUUUGCAUUUCUGUUGUCUGUAAAAAAGCAUUCUUUGCAGCAUUGUAAGCCUUUGUUGUUUCAAAUGUUUGUGAUCAUGAUUGAGUACCGUGCAAUGUUGUAUGUAAAAUAUAUUCACUGGCUUGCCUUGGAGAUAAUAUUAUUUCUGUAAAAAAUCAUAUAAGCUCGUGCAAACAACUUGUUCAUAUUGUUAGAAAAAAGAAACCAUUGAUGAAUUUGGUAAGCACUCGGCUAAAAAUAUGGAAGAGGGAGCAGCCCUUUAAGAAAUCUAGAAACACCACUGAGAUGGUUGAACUAUGCAUUUUUCUUCAAAGCAAGAAUGGUGGACCAGGGAUUAGAAAAGGAGGCAAAAAUGUUAAAGCCUGCAAUGCUAGUGUUACAAUCCUAGGUGGCAAAGACCCUGAACUCAAAGAGUAUCAUAGCAGAUAGUGAAAGACCUGGAAGUUUUUUGACGAAAAUCCUCCCUGCCUUGGAAGAGGAUGUGCAGUUGCCAUCACCCACAGCUCCCAGCCUCCUUUUGCUCAAAUCUGAUGCUGAGGAAGGUUUACAUUAUUACCAAUAUGAUAAGAGUUCAGUUUCCAAGGAGAUAUUAUGGGAGUCGAGGAUGCUAAAAUCAAAGGACUUUCACAACACUAAAAACAGUGGCAGUUUGUUUUCUUGUGCAGAUUCUAUGACAACUAGCAGGCUUUUCCAGGAAUGUUUUCCUUUUUCCACUAGAGUUGUUCUUAUUGGUAGAAAGCUUGAGGGGGCUAUGGAGUCUUAAAUAUCAUACUUAUACUGGGCUUGGAGUCAGGAGAAUCUGAAUUCAAAUCCAAUCUCAGACACUUACACUGUGUGGGCUUGAGCAAGUCACAACCUCUAUUUGCUAUUGUUCCUCAUCUGUAAAAUGGGAACUCACUGAGAAGGAAAUGGCAAGCUACUCCAUUAUCUUUGGCAGUCUAUAGGGUCACGCUGAGUUGUGAUAUGACUCAACAACUGCAGUAUUCUGGGUACUGUGCUAAGUGCCGAGGAUACAAAAAGGGAUAAAAGACAGUUCCUCCUUUCAAAAAGCUUUUAACCUACUGGCGAAGGCAACGUACAACAAAUAUAUACCCAACAGGCUACAUACAGGAUAAAUAGGAAAUAACGAGAGACAUUAGAACUUUUUUGAAGUCUUUGGCUUCCUCUUACUUGCUCAAACUAAUUCUGAAUUUGAAAACUCUUUAAGACAUUUUGAUGGACUCCAUUAGUUGGCCAUUAUUUCUGUAGAGUACUUUUUAAAAGCUAAGUUUAGGGGGCAACUGGGUAGCUCAGUGGAUUGAGAGCCAGGCUUAGAGAUGGGAGGUCCUAGGUUCAAAUCUGGCCUCAGACACUUCUCAGCUGUGUGACCCUGGGCAAGUCACUUAGCCCCCAUUGCCUAGCCCUUACCGCUCUUCUGCCUUGGAACCUAAUACACAGUAUUGACUCCAAGACGGAAGGUAAGGGUUUGUUUUUUUUUUUUUUUAAUUAAAAAAUAAGAAAAUUAAAAAAAAAAAAAGCUAAGUUUAAAGAUUGUUAUAGCCCAAGCAAUUUGUCAUAAUUCAUCAGGUUCAAGUUUUUCCUAUUUAAAUAUAAUGGGCACUGGCCUUGGCACCACUAUUACAGUUUUCCCUUAAGGGAGGCUGUAACUCAUAGAAUCUAUGCAUGAGAGUCACUGCUGUAAGACUCAGAAACAAACUGCCAGUAAUGUUUUCAGUUCUUACAGCCAUGUGUCUAAAAAUAUCUUUCGCUCCCUCUAGGCACCUCGAAAAUCCCCUGUAGUCAAGAAGAAAUGUACAACUACUAUUGUCCAAUAACAAGUUACUUUUCAUCUAAUUUAAUCCACUAACCCAUUAUAUUGUAUUCAUUGGUGUGCAAACCUAGCUUCUGUAUAGUAAAAAAUAAAUGAUACACCAAAGUCUACCAAAAAAAAAAAUCUACAGUAGUGACAAUUUUUUUUCAGCAGCACAAUCCCUUUUAUUAUGUAUUCCAAUGACUGAGGGUACAUAGGUAGGGGGGGGGGGGGGGAACAUUAAAAAUGACAGCUAGGGUGAGGCAGAGGGAGAACCUGAGGAAGUGUGGAUCUUGGCGUGUUAAUAAAUUGGACAGCUUCAGGAAGCCACCAAGAUGAGGGUUUAAAUAAACCAUUUUUAGAAGGCCCCUAUGGAGUAUAUUUCCCCUGCUCCAGACUACUUGAAUAGACUGACUCUAUGCUUUCCCACGAAGUGCCCCCUCUAUUAGGUGAGUUUUGUUUUAUGUUAACUUGCAUAUGUCUGACUUGUAUAUCAGAUCCCCCACUCCUUUAAUCCUCCCAGGAUCUUCUCUAUUAUUUGUUAAUAAAAGUUGAAUGUUCAAUUGGC
Molecule: messenger RNA, 4302 nt
Organism: Monodelphis domestica (gray short-tailed opossum)
Lineage: Eukaryota; Metazoa; Chordata; Mammalia; Didelphimorphia; Didelphidae
Gene: MTAP
Product: methylthioadenosine phosphorylase
Biological process (GO): nucleoside metabolic process
Cellular component (GO): cytosol
Molecular function (GO): S-methyl-5-thioadenosine phosphorylase activity
Source: RefSeq, a predicted model, not a curated record